AUGAAGAGGAAGAUAAAUAUUGCAGUUGGGAAAAGUAUGACUGACAAGAUGGUAUCCACUGCAUCUUCACAUGGUGGCAAUACAGGUGUUAAUGCGAAGAGGAAACGAAGGAUAAGGGUAACAGUUGAAGAGUCACUAAAUGUUUCUGACCCAGAUAUGGGACACAAUGAGAGGACAACAGUUGAAUAUUCAGUAAAUAUUCUUGUCCCAGAUCUGAGACAUAAUGUGAGGACAACAGGCGUUUCGUACGCUUAG
Molecule: messenger RNA, 255 nt
Organism: Ilex paraguariensis (yerba mate)
Lineage: Eukaryota; Viridiplantae; Streptophyta; Magnoliopsida; Aquifoliales; Aquifoliaceae
Source: the annotation of a GenBank genome assembly